Mustela lutreola (European mink) is the source of this 2005-nucleotide messenger RNA. It is a transcript of the gene C1H4orf17, whose product is annotated as chromosome 1 C4orf17 homolog. Bases 333 to 1379 code for a protein of 348 amino acids. The transcript is spliced from 9 exons. The record is from RefSeq and is a predicted model, not a curated record. NCBI's taxonomy places the organism in Eukaryota, Metazoa, Chordata, Mammalia, Carnivora, Mustelidae.
AACCAGGGAGCCCCGUGGGCUCCUUGGAGUAACAGUGGGAGAAACUGGAGGGAGACAGUGAGAUUCUUUUGGAAGCAUCAGACGUUAGUCUGUCUCUGCCAAUUAAAAAUUUCCAGCUCAAGUGCAAAGAUUAAAGGAAAUCAAUGACAACUAAGUACAGACCCAUUAUGGGGCUUGGAGGGUAUCAGCAACCUUGAGUUCCUGUCAACCAGAUUACCUUCUUUGAAAACUGUCCUCAGGGUCUAAGCACCUCUGGAAGUGAGGUUAACAAGGUAGAACCCCAGGACCUUUUGGGGCAACAGCGGAGAGGAGCAAACCAAUACCUCAAGAACAUGAGCCUCAAGUCCCCAGCGUCUGCUCUUCCCUUUGAGAGCAAAGGCAGCCAUAUCAUGGCUAGAAAUGGAAGCUGUUUUCUAGUUCGGCACACCCCUCACCCCAGAAGGGUCUGCCACAUCAAAGGUUUGAAUAACAUUCCCAUCUGUACCGUGAAUGAUGAUGACAACUCAUUGGGAGCAUUGUGGGGUGUUGGCCAGUUCGACCACUUGGAGAAGGACGAGAUACCAUUUGCCAAAAGCGGUUAUGCACCCAGCGCUGUAGCCCCGGAGAGCCCCGUCAGAGGAGUCUCGCCAGCCCCAAACAAUGUCAAGGUGCCCCCAAGGCCUCAUUCUGAGCCCUGUAGAAAAAUCAAGGAGUGUUUCAAAACUUCCAGUGAGAAUCCCUUAGCAAUUAAGAAGGAAGAAAUAAAGGUAAAAAAGCCACUGUCUCCUCCAAAAGCAUGCUCCAGUGCUGACUCCUGUUCUUCAGAGGUGAUGAGUACCAAGACUGACGUCAAAGAGAAUACUGUUUGCAUACCAAAUUAUCUGGACCAGGAAAUCAAAAUUCUGGCGAAGCUCUGUAACAUUUUACGCACUGAUUCCCUGGCCGAAGUUCUACAGUGGCUGCUUCACGCAAGCUCAAAAGAAAAAGAGUGGGUCUCAGCUUUGAUUCAUGCUGAACUGGCUGAAAAAAACUUGUUGGCCCAACGAAGAAACAUCACAGCAAACCUAGCAGCAGGGACUAGGAAGCCACCCAAAGUUAAAUCACCCCCAAAUUCACCUGCAAAAUUGAAAGUGAUGACCAGAACGAGGCAAGAACAUCAACCCUCCAGAGUAUCAAGCCAAGGAUCUGAAGGAAAUAAUGAAGUGCCAAAAGAGGCUGAGGACAGGCCUCCAUUGUUUAUAAGAAGAAAUAAUAUGAGAAUUCCCAUUGCAGAAUAUUUCAGCAAACCAAAAUCUCCUCCCAAGCCUAAAAUUCAGGAAAACAUAUCAACAAAACCAAUGUCUGCAAGGAAUAUGCAACAAGGAUUCAAUCUCUCUCCCCAGAGAGCAUUUUAUCCUUAAACAUUCCAAAGGUAGAAAUUCUAGACUGAGUUAUUUCUUUCACAGACAUGAGCUUCACUCCAUAACAACAACAAAUUAUUUUUUAAAAAAUAUUUCAGUAUCAGAGAAUCAAUAAUUGGUGGCACAUGUAAAUCUCAAAGCACCUGUAUAUAAUGCUACUAAAUAAAUAAUAAUGGAGACAGUAUUUCUAUUUGUAGUUAAUCUGGUACCAUGUGUAAAAGAAGUAUGUUUACUUAUAUGCUACAUUUCUAGUCUUGCACUGAUUGUAUUUGUACAAUUGUAUUUGGGUCAUAAGGUCCUGAUUCUAGAAAAGCCAUCCAUAACAGAAUUUUGCAGCUGCAGUUUGAUGCGUGCCCCAAACUCUUAAGAGAGAAAAAUAAAAACAAAAACACAGAAUUUUAACAUCUGAGCUAAUUUUCACAGUCUACCGUGUUUCAAUGCUGUUAGAGCACUGAAUGGAUUCUGUAGUGAUAAUGGAAAAAUACUGGCCUUGUCCCCAAAAAAGAUACAAAAAUUAUCACUAAUUUAUGAGCCAGAGAGGAACUAGUUUCUACUCUUUGCUAAUUGUGAUAUUAACAAAUUUCCUAAUACUUAGCUUUUUUGUAUUUUUAAAAUAAACCACUCUU